AUGAAAGGUGGGGUACCCCUGACCAACAGCUUCCCCACCGAGCGUACCUUCCCCAGGAGCCAGAGCCCCAGUGGACCGACGGCCAAGAGCAAGAGCCUGCAUGCCACCCACGACGUCCACUUCGACACCAAAAUUCAUCGGACUACUGCUUCUAAGAAAGAGUGGCCCAUCAUGGCGUCCGCAGCAGCCAAAGGCGCGGUGCAAGAGCCACGCAGUCCGCCUGCGUCACGACCAUCGACAACCGACCCGAUCCUUCGCAACACCCUCCGCUACACGGUGUCGGCCGAUGAAUACGCCGCGCUUCACAAAUAUGUCAUCUCGCGAUCGCGGGCCCUGCGUCGGGCGACGCCCAGUCCGGCCAGUGUCGAGAAAGCACUCCGACCAAAGAAGGGCAAGGAUGACUACAAUGUUCGUGCCGUGAGGGAUGCACUACGGGUGUUUGUUGUGACCUGGCUGGGGAUGAAAGGCUGGGAUGCUGUCGCGAAGAGGUUCCAGGACUCAAAAGAGAAACCCCCGAAAGGCAAGACCCCUUUCUACAAGUCGCCAGCUUUGAGGCUGUCCCUCUCGCUCUCCUCGAUUCUGUUUCUUUACAGAAUCUUGUUCCGCUUCCUGAACCGCCUGCGGAGCCACCUUUCAACUGCCCAGGUCGAGCCCUUUCGACGACGAAAUCCGCGGGCAACAGCUACGCUCACCUCGCCGUACGCGCCGGCCGUGGGUGCAUCACUGGCAGGCCUGGCGUUAGGUGUCUACCCUUCAGCUCAGCUGCGCGUUUCCGUGGCAAUUCUUGCCAUGUUCCGUGCCCUAGAGUUUGGCUGGAACAUGUGCGAGGGCGAGGGGCUCGUAUGGGGAGUGAAGGGUGGUCGGUUGAGGGAGCGGCCUUGGUGGUUUGGCAGCUGGAUGUUGCAGCCAUUGGCAUUCGGCCAGCUGUUCCAUGCUACAGUCUUCGACCCUGAAUGCGUGCCAGCGGUAUUCAAGAACUUCCUGUACAACAACACCACAGCGUACCUGCACAGUCGGCCAAUUGACUGGCCAGCUCAUCUCAAAUGGCCCAGCAUCAUUCAGGUGUUUGAGAAUAUCGCUGAGAUGGCGAAGCUUAACUGGCCCGCCUACAUCUCUCCAACCCUGUUCCCUAACAAAAUCGAUGUCCUGCCGCCGACAUUGACGGGAGUCUCUCCCCUGACAUCGCGAGCUCACCCACUGAUCACAUCUCUCUCGUGCGCAACUCUUCAUCCCACCGACCCGUCAUGCGCCCGAACUUACCUCACGUUCUGGAUCAACUCAUUUCCCCCAUUGACACGACUGUUCCUCAUCGCAUUUUCAGCUCUCAAAGUGCUACCUCGCCUGAAGAGCUUCUACCACUCACCUCUGGCCACCCUUCACACGGUCAUCUCGGCAUCACUUCGAAUGUCCACAUUCCUCACGGGUGCCAUGUCCACCGCCUGGGCUUCCAUUUGCUUCUUCCAGAACUUUCUCCCGCGCCACGUGCUGUCCACCCAACGCUUCUUCCUCGGUGGUUUCUUCGCUGGUCUCUGGGCGUGGGUCGAGCGUCGUCACGGUCGAAGCGCAUUCCUCUACACGGCGCGGAUGAGCGUCGACAGUCUUUGGAAAGUAGGCGUCAAGCGUCGCUGGUGGAAGGCCAUGCGCGGAGGCGAUGUCUGGGUGUUUGUGCUGGCACUCAUGGUCACUGGUGUCGUGUAUGAGCGGGAUGCCAAAGCAAUUCGCGAGGCGCAGUGGCGCAAGGGCUUGAGCUUUGUGCGCGGCCAGACAUGGAGGGACUGGAGUGUUGAAGACGAGAACGAAGAUGUGGAGGGAAAGGAAGAGUAA
Messenger RNA from Emericellopsis cladophorae, 1824 nucleotides. RefSeq lists its product as uncharacterized. The transcript has 5 exons. The record is from RefSeq and is a predicted model, not a curated record. The coding region runs from base 1 to 1824 and encodes 607 amino acids. Lineage: Eukaryota; Fungi; Ascomycota; Sordariomycetes; Hypocreales; Bionectriaceae.